This is a messenger RNA of Nicrophorus vespilloides, 850 nucleotides long. It is a transcript of the gene RpS3, whose product is annotated as 40S ribosomal protein S3-A. The record is from RefSeq and is a predicted model, not a curated record. NCBI's taxonomy places the organism in Eukaryota, Metazoa, Arthropoda, Insecta, Coleoptera, Silphidae. Gene Ontology annotation, cellular component: cytosolic small ribosomal subunit; nucleus. The transcript has 3 exons. Gene Ontology annotation, biological process: positive regulation of apoptotic signaling pathway; translation. The coding region runs from base 71 to 796 and encodes 241 amino acids. Gene Ontology annotation, molecular function: RNA binding; structural constituent of ribosome.
UUGUCAUGAAUAGUGUGUCAGAGUUAGGUUUCUCUCUUUUUAAUGCUCCCUUUCUAGUGAACGCAUCAAAAUGGCUGCCCCUACAAUUUCAAAGAAGCGCAAGUUUGUCGGAGAUGGUGUGUUCAAAGCUGAAUUGAACGAAUUUUUGACCCGUGAAUUGGCUGAAGAUGGUUACUCUGGUGUGGAAGUGCGGGUCACCCCAACACGUACUGAAAUCAUCAUCAUGGCCACCCGUACCCAAAACGUUUUGGGUGAGAAGGGACGUCGUAUUCGUGAGUUGACCUCUGUUGUCCAAAAGAGGUUCAACUUCCCAGAACACACCGUGGAAUUGUAUGCUGAGAAGGUAGCCACCCGUGGUCUCUGCGCCAUUGCUCAAGCUGAAUCCUUGAGAUACAAACUUAUUGGAGGCCUUGCUGUCCGUCGUGCCUGUUAUGGUGUCUUGAGAUUCAUCAUGGAAUCUGGAGCUAAAGGUUGCGAAGUUGUUGUUUCUGGAAAAUUGCGCGGUCAACGUGCUAAGUCCAUGAAAUUCGUCGAUGGCUUGAUGAUCCACUCUGGUGACCCAUGCAACGACUACGUUGACACCGCUACUCGCCACGUGCUCCUCAGGCAAGGUGUGCUUGGAAUCAAGGUUAAAAUCAUGUUGCCGUGGGAUCCAAAUGGCAAGAUUGGACCAAAACGUCCAUUGCCAGACAACGUUUCCGUCGUCGAACCAAAAGAGGAAGCCCUUCCUCUUUUCCCAUUCAGCGACAUCAAGCCAAUCAAGCAUGAUGCUCCACCAGCUGUUGCUGUUGUUUAAGUAACAUAAUUAUUAUAAUUUCCAAUAAAAACUUGAAAAAAAAAACUUUUUAAA